UUCCUCUCCCCCGUCACCUCCUCCACCUCCUAUUGCUCCUUCCUUCCUAUUCCCAGCUUUCCUGGAGCCCCCAAGGACUAGAUCCAGAUCUCGGUCUGGAUUCACCAUGAACCAACAACAGCAGCAUGGCAUGCCCGGGGUGCCUCACUUUCACCACCAGCUCCAGACACCACCACCACCACCUCAUCUUCACCAUCAUUACCACCACCUUUCUCCUGCCCUGCGUGUGCCAGGCGUGGAAAGAAAUGACAACAACCCCCCAGAGGGAGCAAGGCAACCCCACAGUCCUCCAGCAGGGGCAAGAAGGAGAGUAAACAGUCCGACCACCAGUGAUUACAACCACCAUCACUACCACCACCACCACCACCACAUACGAUCUCCAGCAGGUCAUUUGGGCCCCUCAUUUCAGUGUCAGCCAGUACAUCAAGACCACAUAUGCAAUGAUGACAGCGAAAAGAACGAAGACAGUCCCAGCCCAAAAAGACAGCGAUUAUCUAAUUCGGUUUUUGAUUACACAAACCCAUCUCCUGCACCAUCACCGCCAAUGCGACCAUGGGAGAUGACGUCAAAUAGGCGGCCUCCUUCGGCUCGACCCAAUCAGCACCACUUCUCAGGGGAAAGAUGUAACACUCCUGCUCGGAACAGAAGGAGUCCUCCAGUUAGGCGACAAAGAGGAAGAAGGGACAGGCUGUCGCGCCAUAAUCCUGUUAGCCAAGAUGAGAAUUAUCAUCACAUUUCCUAUGGCCAGCAGCAGACACUAGAGGAGCCCAGGGCCUUUCACCCUCCGAAUGUAUCUCCCCGCAUGCUACAUCCAGCUGCACAUGCACAACAGCAGAAUACCGUAAUGGUUGACAUUCAUGAGCAGAUUCACCAGGGUACAGUACCGGUUUCUUACACUGUUACAACCGUAGCACCACAUGGAAUCCCUCUGUGUACUGGGCAACACAUCCCUGCUUGUAGUGCACAGCAAGUUCCGGGCUGUUCUGUGGUCUUUAGUGGACAGCACUUACCUGUCUGCAGUGUGCCUCCUCCAAUGCUUCAAGCAUGUUCGGUUCAACACUUACCAGUUCCCUAUGCUGCUUUUCCACCCCUUCUUUCCAGUGAUCCAUUCCUAUUGCAUCCACCACACCUUUCCCCACAUCACCAUGCUCAUCUGCCCCCUCCUGGACAGUUUGUACCGUUCCAGGCACAACAGUCUCGAUCGCCUCUACAAAGGAUAGAGAAUGAAGUUGAGCUGUUGAGUGAGCAUCUACCUGUUGGGGGGUUCACAUAUCCUCCACCUGCUCAUGCGCCAACUUUGCAGCCCUCUGCAUCGUUACAGUUCAUAACUCAUGAUCCUUUGCACCAAGAGGUUUCUUUUGGAGUUCCUUAUCCUCCGUUUUUGCCAAGAAGACUAACAGGACGUAGCAGAUACCGAUCACAACAGCCAAUACCACCGCCACCUUACCAUCCGAGCCUUUUACCUUAUGUUCUUUCCAUGCUUCCAGUGCCUCCUACUGUAGGACCAGCCUUUAGCUUUGAGUUGGAUGUGGAAGAUGGGGAAGUGGAAAACUAUGAGGCUUUGUUAAAUCUCGCUGAAAGACUGGGUGAAGCGAAACCACGGGGAUUAACGAAAGCAGAUAUUGAGCAACUUCCGUCAUACAGGUUUAACCCAAACAAUCACCAGUCGGAACAGACAUUGUGUGUAGUGUGCAUGUGUGAUUUCGAGUCAAGACAGCUUCUAAGAGUCUUACCAUGUAAUCAUGAAUUUCAUGCCAAGUGUGUCGACAAGUGGCUAAAGGCAAAUCGUACCUGCCCAAUAUGUCGAGCUGAUGCUUCAGAAGUACAUCGCGAUUCAGAAUGACCAAUGUCGGUGCACAAUUCCAGCUCGGGUGUUCCUAGUCACAAGAAGAAAAAAAAUCCAUUGAACUUAACCCGUGUGGCUUCCAGCCUAUUCUUUACACAAAAGGGUCAAUAGACCUCUUUUUGCACUGUGUGAUUUAAUCAAUUAUAAAGCUUCUAAUUAGUCUUCACAAUUAUGGGAUUGUUAUACUAACCGUGUGAUUGGGACUCCAAAGAUUAUUAUUUUUUAUAUUCCGUAGCUUAUUUUGUGUGUGCACUAACAUUCCCUGGUUUUCGUGUGAUCAUUCCGAGUGUUUUUUUUUUUUGCUGCAAGAUUACCGUGGAUGUGAUCUUUUAGCAUGUGCUUUUAUAUUUAAA
Nanorana parkeri is the source of this 2199-nucleotide messenger RNA. RefSeq names its product ring finger protein 38 (gene RNF38). The coding region runs from base 107 to 1843 and encodes 578 amino acids. The transcript has 12 exons. The record is from RefSeq and is a predicted model, not a curated record. NCBI's taxonomy places the organism in Eukaryota, Metazoa, Chordata, Amphibia, Anura, Dicroglossidae.